AUGCCAAGUAGCUCAAGGAGAAGGUUAUGUCUGAGCCUUGCAAGCGGAGCUUGCCGCUAUAAUGGAGUCGGGCUGAGAGACCAAGCGACUCAAGGCAAGGGUUAUGAACCUUCUAAACAUUUAGCAAUAUUAGGCUUAGCAGUCUUCAAUUUAGGUGUCCACCCCAGGUGGGAGCUGCCUCCCCUCGUUCUCACAACUCGUACCACAAACGAAAGAUCACCAAUAACCACAAGCGUUGGAGCAACGACUUUGCCGGCGGUGAGAGAUUUUUGGGCAGUCAAAGUUGACGGCCAGGAUCCGCUCAUCGAGGAUAUUGAUUGGUUGGGGAUCGUCGCCUGCGCUGGUCUGUUAGGUGGCCGACGGUGCUCCGUGCGAAUCAAGAAGAACGGAGUCGGACGACGUUGUUUCAUCGCAGAUGGCAGCUACAUCGAAGCUGUAAGAGGUGGAGCUUUAGCUCCAGUUUACAACGAACGCUACUGUAGCUACCAUCAUCUAGCCGGAGGUCUAGCGGCAAACGAUGGUGAUUUGCUAGGUCACCGUCAAUGGCCAGCGACCGGAGAUGGUCCAGCUAUGGUUUCCGGUGGAUGUUACCAGUUACGACUCAAUCGUCCAUGUGGUCACCUCGAUGGCGUCGAAGAGAGACCCUGUGGGUCCCGCUGA
Lactuca virosa is the source of this 660-nucleotide messenger RNA. Lineage: Eukaryota; Viridiplantae; Streptophyta; Magnoliopsida; Asterales; Asteraceae. The record is from the annotation of a GenBank genome assembly.